GACGGCACUGCUGAGCCGGUCGACAUCAUAGCAGUCCACAGCCUCAAUGGAAACCCGUACUCCACAUGGACACAUCCUGCCAACGGCAGCAUGUGGCUCAAGGAUAUCUUGCCCUCCUAUGUCCCAGGCGCCCGCGUAUUCACAUUCGGCUACGCCUCAAGGACCGUGCGCAAUCCCUUGAUCGCAACCGUGCCCGAUUUUGCUAGGGCUUUGCUUGAUUCUCUGAGGAACCUCCGGCAGGAAGGAAGCGAGCGAGCCACAAUCUUCGUAUGCCAUGGUCUUGGCGGCAUCGUCUGCAAACAGGCACUGGUGUUUGCACAUCUGGACCAGAAGCGCUCUGGCGCAGUGCUCGAUUCCAACGUUGGUGUCGUCUUCCUCGGCGCACCCCAUUCUGGCAGCAGCCUGGUUGAUGUGGAAGGCACGAUCGGCCGUGUCAUCAACAUCCUGUCAGCAACG
Molecule: messenger RNA, 456 nt
Organism: Microdochium trichocladiopsis
Lineage: Eukaryota; Fungi; Ascomycota; Sordariomycetes; Xylariales; Microdochiaceae
Exons: 3
Source: RefSeq, a predicted model, not a curated record